This is a messenger RNA of Zonotrichia leucophrys gambelii, 3160 nucleotides long. It is a transcript of the gene JAKMIP1, whose product is annotated as janus kinase and microtubule interacting protein 1. The transcript is spliced from 20 exons. The coding region runs from base 482 to 3160 and encodes 892 amino acids. Gene Ontology annotation, molecular function: GABA receptor binding; kinase binding; microtubule binding. The record is from RefSeq and is a predicted model, not a curated record. Lineage: Eukaryota; Metazoa; Chordata; Aves; Passeriformes; Passerellidae.
CGGUGACAGCUGGGGAGGGACCCGGCAGCAGCGAGGUGCGGCUGCUGCGCCGCUGCUGCUCCGCAUCGCGCCCGCGGAGCCCCGGGAAGGAGCGGGCAGGGAUCGGCCGGGCCCUGCCGCCGCCGCCGGCCGCGCAGUGGAUGAUGUCACUAAUACUGCUCUGGAAGCCCUCCUUGGUGGUGAAAAGAAGAACAUUCCAACAGGACUAGGAGCUAGGGUGUGGAAAAUCCCAGAACAAACAAAGCUUGAGACUCAGCUGCUGGUGUUGCUCAGUCUUCACCUCUUUAAAUUAAAAUCAAACACAACUGCCUCAGAAAGCUGUGGACAAGAAAAAGGCCAUGAGAGACUGCUCCCAUGAUGGCAGAGCCUUGUAUGAGGGGUUUUGUUGACCACUGCACGACUCUUAAAUGCUAAAAGCAGAAAGCACUAGCUGGUAGCUCAGUGUGGAGCAAACGUUUUAUUUUAAACUUCAAAAACAAUUAUGUCAAAGAAAAGUCGUGCCAAGGGAGAGAAGCCCGACAUGGACACUGAAGCCCUGCAAGCUGCUAAUGAGGAGCUGAGGACUAAACUGACCAACAUCCAGAUAGAAUUUCAGCAAGAAAAAACCAAGGUGGGUAAACUGAGGGAAAAAAUCCAAGAGGUUAAGCAAGAAAGGGAGCAGGAGCAGCAUAAGCACACUGCCUAUAUUUCUGAACUGAAAGCCAAGCUCCACGAGGAGAAAAUGAAGGAACUUCAGAGUGUCAGGGAGCUACUGAUCCGGCAGCACGAGCAGGAGGUGGCACGAAUGGUGAAAAUCAAGGAUGGUGAAAUUCAGCGUUUGCAGUCGACAGUCAACGUGCUGCGGGACGGGGCGGCUGACAAGGUGAAGACGGCGCUGCUGAGCGAGGCAAAGGAGGAGGCUCGCAAGGCCUUCGAUGGGGAACGAAUGAAACUGCAACAAGAGAUCUUGGAGCUGAAAUCUGGCAAAAAGCAGCUUGAAGAAGCUCUGAACAACAUCAUGCAGGCAGAUAAGAUGAAGGCUGCGGACCUGCGCACGGCUUAUCAGUCCCACCAGGAUGAGAUCAACAGAAUAAAGCGGGAGUGUGAGAGGGAGAUCCGCAGGCUGAUGGACGAGAUAAAAGGCAAAGACAGGGUGAUUCUGGCUCUGGAGAAGGACCUUGGUGUCCAGGCAGGCCAUACCCAGAAACUGCUCCUUCAGAAAGAAGCUUUGGAUGAGCAGCUUGUCCAGGUGAAGGAGGCAGAACGAUACCACAGCAGUCCUAAGAGGGAGCUUCCUGCAGGAGUGGGGGAUAUCAGUGAACUGAUGGGAACUCCGGAGCAGCACCUGGAUGAACGAGAUGUGCGGAGAUUUCAGUUAAAAAUCGCUGAACUGAAUGCUGUAAUAAGAAAGCUGGAAGACAGGAAUACUCUCCUAGCAGAUGAAAGAAAUGAACUGCUGAAACGUUCUCGGGAGACAGAAAGUCAACUGAAGCCUUUGGUAGAAAAAAAUAAGAGGAUGAGCAAAAAAAAUGAUGAUAUGUUACAAUGUAUCCAGAGAAUGGAAGAGAAAAUAAAGAAUUUAUCGAGGGAAAAUGUGGAGCUGAAAGAAAAGUUAUCUGCACAACCAGCACUGAAGAGGCACACAUCUCUGAAUGAUCUCAGCAGCACACGAGAGGAACAAGAAAUUGAAUUCCUUAGACUGCAAGUCAAAGAACAACAGCAUGUUAUUGAUGAUCUCACAGUGGAAAGAGAACGGUUAUUGCGCUCUAAAAAACAGAGGAGGAAAAGUCUGAAGCCUCCAAAGAGGCAUGUUGUGGAGACAUUUUUUGGAUUUGAUGAAGAGUCUCUUGAUUCAGAAACUUCAUCUGUAACUUCAUACAACACAGAUAAAACAGACAGGACACCUGCAACACCAGAAGAAGAUCUGGAAGAUAGCACGCCUAAAGAAGAAGCUGAACUCAGGUUUUGCCAGCUAACAAGAGAGUAUCAAGCUUUGCAAAGAGCUUAUGCAUUGCUCCAAGAACAAGUUGGUGGAACCCUGGAUGCAGAGAGAGAAGCAAGGACUCGUGAACAACUGCAAGCUGAUCUUCUCAGGUGUCAGGCAAAAAUUGAGGACCUGGAGAAAGCUCUGAUGGAGAAGGGACAGGAUUCAAAAUGGGUAGAAGAAAAGCAGCUGUUAAUUAGAACAAAUCAGGAGUUGCUAGAGAAGAUUUACAGAAUGGAACAAGAAGAGCAUCAGCUGAAGAAUGAGAUGCAAGAUGCAAAAGACCAGAAUGAGCUGUUAGAAUUCAGAGUGCUAGAGCUUGAAGAGAGAGAGAGAAGGUCACCAGCAUUUAAUCUUCAUAUAACCACCUUCCCUGAAAACAAUGGAAGUGCACUUCAGCUGUUCUGCCAUCAGGAAGGAAUAAAGGACGUGAACAUAUCUGAACUUAUGAAGAAGCUAGAUAUUCUUGGAGAUAAUGGGAAUUUGAGAAAUGAAGAGCAGGUUGCAAUAAUCCAAGCUGGGACUGUGCUUUCCCUCUGUGAAAAGUGGUUGAAACAGAUAGAGGGGACAGAAGCUGCACUGACACAGAAGAUGUUAGACUUGGAGAAUGAAAAGGACCUGUUCAGUAAACAGAAGGGUUAUUUAGAGGAAGAACUCGACUACAGGAAGCAAGCUCUGGACCAGGCAUACAUGAAAAUCCAGGAGCUGGAGGCCACGCUGUAUAAUGCCCUGCAGCAGGAUCCCGGCCGGCGGGCCAGCGAGUCGCUGACGGAGGCGCAGCGGGAGGAUCUGCGCGCGGCGGUGGAGAAGGUGCGGCGGCAGAUCCUGAGGCAGAGCCGGGAGUUUGACAGCCAGAUCCUGCACGAGAGGAUGGAGCUGCUGCAGCAGGCCCAGCAGGUAAUCCCGAUGGUUCUCUCUCCUCCCCCUUGGUGUUGGUGUUACCUCUGUGGUUGCCGCCACUGCCCGUACGACAGCAUCGCUUCACCCUCACCUCGUGGAGUUGUGUUCAGUCUGGUCUCUGUACAGCUCCCGUGCCAAGGUGUGGUGUCAGCACCUGGGUGUGCUGGGCAUGGUGCACACUCAGAACAAGGCACUGUCUCACCACAAGGUGCUGUUGCACAACCUUUCGUGUGUGAGCAACCACACAGUCUCUUCCACAGGACUCCCAUGGGAGCUUGUUGCAGGUUUGAGGCCUAA